GGGAUAGGUAGGUAGGUAGGUAGAGGGGGGAGUGACGAAACGAAAACGAGAAGAUGGCGUCAAAUACGAUGUCACGCGUAGCACACGGAGGAAUGCAAAAGGAUUGUCGAGAUUGUUUGGGUAUCCGAUACCGCAUCAACAGUCUGGAUCAAACGUGGAAGUGGUUACAUCAGACCAUUGCCCUUCACGACUAUCUAAUAUCCAUCACGGCGAGUCAAUCCGACGUCUCGAGACAUACGCUUUAUUAAAAUAGGAGAGAGAGAGAAAUAGAGAUAGACAGAGAGAGAGAGAGAGAGAGAGAAAGAAUUUUUCCUACGAAGAAAACUACGUCACAAGGCUGUUCUCUGAUCUCAGCUUCUUGUCUCGAGGUAACAUAAUAUUAAAAAAAGAAGAAGAAUAAAAAAAAAAGUAAUAAUAAUAAUAAAAAUAAUAAUAAGAAUAAAAAGAAGAAGCAACAUUGACGUUCAUUUAGUCUAAGACUGAUAUUAACGAUAAAAAUAUCGUCGGAUCGGAUUCCUAAUAACGUAGAAAGAAGAAGAGGAAAAUAAGAAAAUAAGAAAGAGAUCGAGUGACCGCCAUUUGCGUUCUACAUUACCGACCGUUGGGAAUUAAGGUAAUAGUAGUUACCACAGAGACCUCUCUCUCUUAAUCUCUAUCGAUAAAUCGAUCGAUAAAGUCACGUGGGGAUACGAAAGUGUAUAAAAGGAGUGUGUGUAAAAAAGAGAGAGAGAGAGAGA
This is a messenger RNA of Vespula vulgaris, 737 nucleotides long. RefSeq lists its product as uncharacterized. The coding region runs from base 54 to 248 and encodes 64 amino acids. Lineage: Eukaryota; Metazoa; Arthropoda; Insecta; Hymenoptera; Vespidae. The transcript is spliced from 2 exons. The record is from RefSeq and is a predicted model, not a curated record.